UUUUGAGUACUCUAUUCCUAGAGACACAACAACAUAUCUUCUUCACUAAAAUGGCGAUGCCGAGGCAACUGACUCAGAAGCCUUUGCUUAUGUUAUUCCCUGAACAGUUUAAGCUGUACCACCGAUAUUUCGGGACUCCCUCAAGAAAUUUGGCCCUCAAAAAGAUUUGGCCACAACAAACACAAGAAAACUUGUUCCAUCCAUGCCAGCCAGCCAGACAAUCAGGCAACCAGCUCUCUUUAUGAUUGAUCACACAGGUGCCAACCCAGCGUUGAAUUUGGAGUGGUUGAGAAAUGCAGGUGAGUUCGGGUGAGAAUGAACGCUCCAUUAAUUCUAGUUGUCGUGCAACCGAAUAUACAGAGUUAAUGGUGGGCAGUUUGAGGGAAGAUUUCAGAAAAAAAAUGAAAGUAACCGAAGAUCAUCGGCAGGAGAGAUCCACACAAAACAAUUACCACCAUAAAGAUCAGCUUUUAAACCACGAGAAUCCACGUCUACCACCAGUGGUAAGAGAUCAGGAGGAGGAGGAAUUUAGUUUCGUAUGCGCAAAUCCUUCAGGACCCUUGAUAUCUGCAGAAGAUAUAUUCCAAAAUGGUAUGAUUAGGCCGAUUUACACUUUAUGCAACCGUGAUGAUCUCCAGUUUGCCGAGGAUGUUAGAAUUAAAGCAAAAACAUCAACCCCAUCAACUCCGUUAAUGUUCAUGGAAGAGCGCAGCGAAACGGAGGGACCGUGCUGCGUGUGGUCAGGGGGCCACACGGUAUCACGAAAUCAACAGAUAUGCAAGAAGAGAAACUUCACAAGGUUUUCAAAGCUAAGGAGAAUACGAGAAUUUGUUCUUCCAAGUUGCAGACUGCUUGGCAGCGACGCCUUCAUCCUCUUUGAUCAUAAAUAUUAUUCUUCUAAACAUCCAACAACAAUAAGGACGACUGCCAGCAAAAAUGUUCUUAAUCAGGAGAAGAAGAAAUAGCAGAUGCGUAAAAUGCUGUCUUCGUCAACACACAAAUUGCAUUUAUACCUAUGAAAUAGAGCGAUCCAAGGUGGGGAUAAACAGAAAUCAUAC
Populus trichocarpa (black cottonwood) is the source of this 1058-nucleotide messenger RNA. RefSeq lists its product as uncharacterized. The record is from RefSeq and is a predicted model, not a curated record. The transcript is spliced from 2 exons. NCBI's taxonomy places the organism in Eukaryota, Viridiplantae, Streptophyta, Magnoliopsida, Malpighiales, Salicaceae. Bases 294 to 965 code for a protein of 223 amino acids.